This is a messenger RNA of Cucurbita moschata (crookneck pumpkin), 1049 nucleotides long. RefSeq lists its product as uncharacterized. The coding region runs from base 219 to 737 and encodes 172 amino acids. The transcript is spliced from 3 exons. The record is from RefSeq and is a predicted model, not a curated record. Lineage: Eukaryota; Viridiplantae; Streptophyta; Magnoliopsida; Cucurbitales; Cucurbitaceae.
AUGUUGUUACAUUACAUUAUAGCCCACUAAAUGUUCAAUACACCGACACCUGCAGAAGACAUCUUAGCAGAAGUUUUAUUUUGUUCAUCCACUCAUUCCAUUGCUUUCUAACUUCCACUGCUGCAAUUAGAUCUCAGUUCAUCGCUUUCUCAGUAACAACGCGGAAACAGAAAGGAAAAGCACGAAAGAAUCAAAGCAGGGGAAGAUCAGGGCGAGAAAUGUCACGCCGAUCUGGGUCUUGCCUGAGGUGUUGUCUCGUGAUUUUCGCCGUAGUUUCUGCUUUGGCUGUUUGUGGGCCGGCCUUGUAUUGGCGAUUCAAGAAGGCUUUGCUAUUGGGAGAUUCCAAAACCUCCUGCGCUCCUUGCAUCUGCGAUUGUCCGCCCCCCUUAUCCCUUUUGAAGAUUGCUCCUGGUCUGUCCAAUCUCUCUGUCACAGACUGUGGGAGUAACGACCCAGAUCUCAAGCAGGAGAUGGAAAAACAAUUUGUGGAUCUUUUAACAGAGGAAUUGAAGCUUCAAGAAGCCGUUUCUGGUGAACAUACUCGCCAUAUGAACAUCACGUUAUUCGAGGCGAAAAGGGUAGCUUCUCAGUAUCAGAGGGAGGCUGAAAAGUGCAUUGCUGCAACCGAAACUUGUGAAGAGGCCCGAGAACGCGCCGAGGCUUUGACGAUCAAGGAAAGGAAGCUUACGUUGUUGUGGGAGCGACGAGCUCACCAAAUGGGUUGGGUUGAGAAAUAAGUCUAUAAUUUCAAAGGCCACCCUCUUAGUUCAACUAGUCGUCGAGUCGAGUAGAAGUUGGCAAGCGAAUUGCUUGGUUCAUCAAUCUUUCAAGGCAUGAUGUUCUUCUCUCUUUUCUUCUGUUGCACUUUUCCUGGAAACCUGUCGAUUCUACAUCAUAAUUCAUACAUGACAUGUUACGGACCCCGUUCUUCUGCAUUUGCUAUAUAUAUGUGUGAUCGUCUCCUCUCGAACAGUAACCACGUGACUUAUUAUCUAGGUGUUUCUGAUUCGUUCACGAACUUGAAUAGAAAAAACUAUGUUGUUGUUCUA